Messenger RNA from Myxocyprinus asiaticus (Chinese sucker), 2018 nucleotides. RefSeq names its product LSM12 homolog a (gene lsm12a). Bases 65 to 658 code for a protein of 197 amino acids. Lineage: Eukaryota; Metazoa; Chordata; Actinopteri; Cypriniformes; Catostomidae. The transcript is spliced from 5 exons. Gene Ontology annotation, molecular function: RNA binding. The record is from RefSeq and is a predicted model, not a curated record.
CAUGCUGACGCGGCUGCGCGUGUUUACGUGAGGCGACUGCUGCUCCCGUUUCCUGGCGGAGAAGAUGGCGGCUCCUGGACCCGGGGAGUAUUUCAGCGUCGGGAGCCAUGUCUCCUGCCUCACCUGCCUGGGGCAGCGCUUGCAAGGAGAGGUCGUCGCCUUUGACUACCCGUCCAAGAUGCUGACUUUGAAAUGUGCCCCGUCCAGCGGUAAACCCAAUGUCAGCGAUGUGGUUCUGGUUAACUUGGCCUACGUGUCAGAAGUGGACAUAAUCAAUGACCGCACUGAAACACCUCCCCCUUUAGCAUCUCUCAAUUUUAACAAGCUUGUGAAUAGAGCACGGGCAGAAAAGGAAGACAAGUUGUCACAAGCUUAUGCGAUUAGUGCUGGUGUCUCUGUGGACGGCCAACAGCUGUUCCAGACCAUUCAUAAAACCAUCAAAGACUGCAAAUGGCAGGAGAAAAACAUCAUAGUGAUGGAAGAUGUGGUCAUCAGUCCUCCAUACCAAGUGGACAACUGCAAAGGCAAAGAGGGCAGCGCUUUGAGCCAUGUGCGGAAAAUAGUGGAAAAACACUUUCGAGAUGUGGAGAGCCAAAAAUCAGUGCAGCAUUCACAGCAAGCACAACAAACACAGAAGGACUCUGCUUUAUCGUCAUGAGCAUGGGCUCUGUGAGAGGAAACACUAUGCUGACAAAGUGUUUAAUUUUUCUUUUCUUUUUUAUAUUUUCUGAUGUUUUGUUUUUUUACCAAUUGCCAGACAAAGGUUGACAUAGCUGAUACUCAGCAUUUUGAGAAGGAAUUAUGGUUCUAGACAUCAAAAAAGAAAAUCUUCUCCCUCUGAUAAAAGAAAGAGGAAAAGAGUGCUGAGUGCUGUCUUGAAAUAUUAUUAAAUUUAGAAAAGAUUUGGCAUCUCAUUCAACAAAAUCACUCACUCACCCCACCCCCCUAAACUUAAAUGUAUUUUUUAUUUUUUUCUCCCUUUUUCAACUUACCUACUUAUUCAUUUCAUUUCAACUUGAUUAACCACGAAACAAUAUAUUUUUCCACUUCAAAUGGAAAAAAAGACUGGAACAAAAAAUAUUUUCUUAAGUUAUAAAGCUGUAUAACUUUUUAUUUCCAUGGCAGCAUGUACCUAUUUUUUUUUUUCAUAGCUGUGACUGAUACGAUGCGAGCAUUGUUGCUUACGUAAGUAAGGGUUGAAGAAGCUGUGUGGGCAAUUGAAUUGCACUUAUCUACCCAACAUCUCAUUUUCUGAAAAAUGUUUUUAAAUCUACAACACAAUCUUAUUUUUAUUGUCAGAUGAAGGAGAGACACUCUUGAGUACUGUAUUCAUCCUUACACUUUACAUGUAGAACAACAUCUUCACAUUCAUCUCCAGGGGCAGUUGACAAUAAUGGAAAGCCAACACUAGGGAAAUACACUUGGCAUUAUAUUAUGUUGUCAUUUUCUUCCAUAUUGGUCCUGUACUUGCCAUUUUAAAUACCUCUUCCAUAAUGGGACCAUUUUCUAAGAUGCAAUGUUUGUAGAUUUAUUAUAAUUUUUUUAAACGCAUCCAAAUGCAGUGAUGGAUAAGAGACUUGCACCUCUCUUUGACUUCCACGCAUUCCUUCAUACUCCAGCAAUGGUGAUUUUUAUUUAGAUGUGUGUUGGCAUAAGAAGACUCAUAUCUUUCUCGUCUCUUACAACGGGACUGGUCUCUUUUCUGAAUGGGAAUCUUUGUAAUCACCUUUUUGGAAAAAGGAAAUGUUAAAGCGAUAUCUUGCCAUGUUAAGAGACUAGGACAGGGGGAAAUGGGCGGCAGUGGCUCAAAGCCGAAAUCCUCCCCAUCCCAGCCACGUGAACCUCGUAGCCUGAUGGAGGCUCUAGCAGUGGCGCCAAGCGGUAACUGGCACCCACGUUGACAUACCAAUUUAUAUUGCUUUGUGUUAACGGGGUUGCUGUUCGCCUAUAGGUUUCUUUCACAGUAUUUUAUUUUGAAUUUUUAAAUAGUAAUGAAGAAAUAAAAAAGACGAACCUGU